AAAUAUUCGCUUAAGAGAUAGAGGUUAUAUUUUACGAGGAGUACCUGAAGGCAGCAGGAAACGUCAGGCGAAGCGUCAAGAUGGUGAAAUUCGGACUUCAGUUCAAAGCCACUCUGGAAAAUGUCACUAAUGUCAGACCAUCGGGCGACGAUUUCCGCUGGUUUCUGAAGCUGAAGUGUGGAAACUGUGGAGAGAUCCCGGAUAAAUGGCAGUAUGUAAACCUCGAGGAGAGUGUGCCACUAAAAGGAGGAAGAAGCAGUGCCAGCAUGGUGCAGAAGUGUAAACUUUGUUCCAGGGAAAAUUCUAUUGAUAUCCUGGGAGACACAAUCAAACCGUAUAAUGCAGAGGACAGCGAACGCUUCAAGACAAUGGUGCAGUUUGAGUGUCGGGGUCUGGAGCCCAUUGACUUCCAACCUCAAGCUGGCUUCUCUGCACAAGGAGCAGAGUCUGGAACACAGUUUCCUGAAAUUAACCUGCAAGAAAAAGACUGGACAGACUACGAUGAGAAGGUCAAGGAGUCAGUGGGAAUAUUUGAGGUCACACACCAAUUCAUCAAGUGCUGAUGUCAUUAAGUGAUGAGCUUCAGAGGUGGGCGAAUGAACACUACAGGCAAGCGUCCUUGUUUCUCGUUGAAGUCAAGGAUGCAUCAGAUGUUGAAGUGGCGAGGUUAGGAAUGAUGAUGAACAUUAACGGGUGUGGACUAAAACCACAGGUUGUUCAUACAGGUGACGGAUUAAUCAAUAUGUCGGAGGAUCUUUUCACUGCCUCAAUAAAAUCGAAAGGAGAAAAUUCUGACUCAAGCUUUUUCAAUGCACAUUUGGUGGCCACUUUAAAUGGUCAGUAGUACCACACUGUUAUAGCCAAACCAACCUGUGAGAUUACUUUUUUUUUAAAUAAGUCCAAAACGAUUUAUUAUUGGUGUGCCAACAAUAAGCCAUAAUCUACUCAAUAAAGCUGGACUGAGCAAUGAUAUCCCAUAUGGACCUUGAGAUGAUUGAAAAGACCUGACAGGUUUCAGCUGUGAAUCAAAGAGAUAAAGGGGGAGAUAGAUAAGAUCUCUCACUCUGUCAGCAUUUCAAGGUGUUGUAAACUGUCUAGAAAUUGCUAUCAAAAUAAAGGGAUGGGGAAUAUAUGGUAUCACAUAAUAGACUUUACCCCAAUACAAUUGAAAUGUAACACUGCACUAUAGGAAACAAUCAGUGGGCGAUCACAUGAAAAUGACAAAAAUAAAUCCCUGCCAGAGACUGCUAAAUUAUUUUCACAAAAUCUCUGCAAUCCAAAGUUUACAACAACUGCAAUUAAAAAUAAGUGUGUUAUUGUAAAAACUGGCAAAAAUGUUUCACCAUAGUCAAUAUUAGUUAGACGACAGGAAGUCUGUGUUCUCUCACUCCGAGGCACAUUGUGUUCUUGAUCAUCUGAUAAUAAAGAUUUUGUGGUUGUGCGUCAAUAUUUAUUUUUCUUGUGGUGCCCCCCCCCCCCCCCCCCCCCGUAGAGAAGAUGAAGUAGAAGUAGACUGGAUCCAUGACUUUAGGCGGAUCCUGCGGUGUGUGUGCUGUUCACGGACCUGUCUGUCUCAGUGUGGACCAGCUGAGCAGAAG
This is a messenger RNA of Pungitius pungitius (ninespine stickleback), 1598 nucleotides long. RefSeq names its product CXXC motif containing zinc binding protein (gene czib). The coding region runs from base 81 to 563 and encodes 160 amino acids. The record is from RefSeq and is a predicted model, not a curated record. NCBI's taxonomy places the organism in Eukaryota, Metazoa, Chordata, Actinopteri, Perciformes, Gasterosteidae. Gene Ontology annotation, molecular function: zinc ion binding. The transcript has 9 exons.